AUGGCUGAUUAUUCUGCUGGUUAUCCUACCUUCUAUGAAGCGUUAGCCCUCUUUAGGAACAGGAUUGCACUCACGCAAUCAGUGCUUCAAGUUCCGACCUCCACACCUCUGUAUCUGGCUGCUGAGGAAGAGGACACGUGGAACGACGCCGCGUGGGACUCCUCUUCUGCUGCGGAGGAGUCUUCCGAGGCUCCAGAAGGCUCCUCUGUGACGGCAGAGACGUCUUAUGAGGCUGCAAGGUACUCUUCUGAAGCCUCACAAGAUCUUUCUGCUGGUGCUGAGGACAUUUCGGAAGAGACGUCUUAUGAACCUGUAACGUACGCUCCUGAAGCCUCACAAGGUGUUGCUGGUGCUGCUGAGGGCCUGACGGAGACUACAGAGGUUCCUCUUGAGGCUGCAGAGGAGUCCAGCAGCAGCUGCAGCGACGGUGGCGUGGCCAAGAAGGCGAGCAUCUCUAAAAUCGGAAUUUGCAGCGGUGACAAUCACAGCAGCAGUUUCAGUUUCACCAUGGCUUGGGCUCAAGUCACCAGGGAGGUGCUGAGUGGUGUUUUCAGCACCUUGAAAAAUGUCAGCAACGGAGGGUUCAAAGAAAUGGCUGAGACUGCAGCAGCGGUGUCUACAGCAGGGACUGCAGAGGUGAUUGUUGCCGUGGGUCCCACUGCAAGCACAGCUCGGUCUGUUGCAGGCAAGGGUUCAGUUUCGAGAAUGGCAACAGACAGGUUGAGAGAGCUGCCUUCCCGCAUCCCCAAGCCAAGUAAGGGCAGUGCAGGAGGUGCUGUGAAGCGUGGGACGAGGCCGGCAGCAGCAAGUGCAUGCCUGCCGCCGUCCCUCAUUCCCAAGCCACGGUCAGCCAAGACUGCACCUGCUGCGGUGAAAACUCUGGGGACGGCCGAUGCUGUGAGAGCAGCCAAGGUACAGCUGGGGAAGGCACGGGGUGGUGGACAGUGGGGAGGAAGGCGGCAACAUUUUUUGCACCCUGCUGGUCAGGGUGUUGUAGCAACUGGUUGGUGGAUUGGAGCAUGGAGGCUGGAUUGUGGGAGGAUCUCUUACACGACUGAAGCUGCUCUCGUGCUCUCCAAUGGGUCAGAGAGGCUGGGCCAUGUGAUGACCGAGGCGGGAUGA
Closterium sp. Naga37s-1 is the source of this 1122-nucleotide messenger RNA. The record is from the annotation of a GenBank genome assembly. NCBI's taxonomy places the organism in Eukaryota, Viridiplantae, Streptophyta, Zygnematophyceae, Desmidiales, Closteriaceae.